Molecule: messenger RNA, 166 nt
Organism: Acanthoscelides obtectus
Lineage: Eukaryota; Metazoa; Arthropoda; Insecta; Coleoptera; Chrysomelidae
Source: the annotation of a GenBank genome assembly
AUAACUGUCCGACCAGAUGAUCCCAAAUUUGAAGAAACUCUGUUACGAUGGAAUGAAAAACUCGACAAUGAACCUAAUUCAGAUAAUGACGGCACUGACUAUGACGACCAUGUUUCAAUUCAGUCCGACAGGGAGAGCACCUACUCAACGGAUGAUAGUGAAGUAG